Molecule: messenger RNA, 501 nt
Organism: Zalophus californianus (California sea lion)
Lineage: Eukaryota; Metazoa; Chordata; Mammalia; Carnivora; Otariidae
Product: CMRF35-like molecule 7
Exons: 3
Coding region: 1-501 (166 amino acids)
Cellular component (GO): plasma membrane
Molecular function (GO): transmembrane signaling receptor activity
Source: RefSeq, a predicted model, not a curated record
AUGUGGCUGCUCCCGGUUCUGCUCCUUCUCAUCAUCCAAGGCCACUUCUCCAUCUGCCAAGAGGGGAUGGUGAGAGCCACAGAGUGGGGCACACUGACAGCUUAUUGUGAGUAUACCCCAGGAUGGGAAUCCUACAAGAAGUGGUGGUGCCACGGGAAGAACUGGAUUUACUGCAAAAUCCUUGUAAAAACCACCAGGACGAAUGAACCGGUAAAGAAGGGCCGAGCAUUCAUCCAGGACAAUCCCAACCAACGCACAUUCACCAUGACCUUAGAGGAGUUCCGUCCAGAUGAUGCAGACACCUACUGGUGUGGGAUUGAGAGAACCGGCGUUGACCCAGUGUACAAAUUAUCUGUGAUUGUUGACCCAGCACCGGAUCCAGCAGAUUUUCCCAAGCCUGUGAUGAGACCCACAACAGCCAGUUGGGAUUCCACAUUUCCAUUUACCCAGGGCAUUAACAGUACCCAGCUCGUGACUCUGACCAACCCCGAUAGCAGGUGA